Molecule: messenger RNA, 8621 nt
Organism: Mangifera indica (mango)
Lineage: Eukaryota; Viridiplantae; Streptophyta; Magnoliopsida; Sapindales; Anacardiaceae
Exons: 12
Coding region: 27-8621 (2864 amino acids)
Molecular function (GO): ATP hydrolysis activity; ADP binding
Source: RefSeq, a predicted model, not a curated record
UGUGUGUGUUCAAGUAUUUAUAGGCAAUGGCUGAAGAAAUAGCUAUCGGUACUGCUGCGGAACUUGCAUCAACAGCUGCAGAGUCAACAUAUGGUUGGCUUAAACAGCAGUUAUCUUAUGUGUUCAAGUACCAGAGCUAUAUCAACGACCUCAAAGAACAAGUUGAUGAUCUCAGAAAUAAAAGAGAAACAGUGGAGGAACCUGUAGAGUCGGCUGAAAGGCAGGGGAAAGAGAUCUAUAAAGCUGUAAAGAAAUGGUUGAGUGAUGUAGAAGAGUUCACUGAAAAGGUAUCAAAAGCCAUCAUUGAGGAUGAGGGUAAAGCAAACAAGGGCGGCUGUUUCAAGUUGGGGUCAUGUCCUAAUUUGAUUCAACAUUAUAAGCGUGGAAAGGAAGCAGUGAAAGCCACAAUGUAUGGUGCCGGUUUGCUGGGGAAAGGCAAUUUUAGUAAAGAUUCCUACCGUCCUGCUCUACAGAGGACAGAAUCCAUGUAUGUUAGAGACUAUGAGACGUUUGAUUCUAGAAAGCAAGCUUUUCAGGAAAUUAUGGAGGCAUUGCAGGAUGUUAAUGUUAACAUGAUUGGGGUAUAUGGGAUGGGAGGUGUGGGCAAAACCACACUGGUCAAAAAAGUAGCUUGGGAAGCAAAGAAAAACAAGUUGUUUGAUAAGGUGGUGAUCGCUGAGGCAACACAAACCCCCGACUACAAAAAAAUCCAAGAAAAAGUUGCUUAUGAGUUAGGCCUGGAAUUUGGGCAGGAGGGUGAAUAUCAGAGAACUGAUCUACUACGUGACAAGAUAAAGAAACAGAAGAAUUUACUGAUAAUUUUAGAUAAUAUAUGGACAAAACUUGACUUGGAUGCAAUUGGAAUUCCUUUUGGUGGUGUUAGGAGAGAAAAAGAUGAGAAGAUUCGGCUGUGCACAAAAGUUGACUCGGAUGCAAUUGGAAUUCCUCUUGGUGAUGUUGAGAGAGAAAAAGAUGAGAAGAUCAGACCAUGCACAAUAUUGUUAACUUCUAGAAAUCGAGAUUUAUUAAGCAAAGAUAUGAAGACUCAAAGGGACAUAUUCAUUGGUCCUUUAUCUAAUGGAGACGCAUGGAAUAUGUUUCGCAAGAUUGUGGGUGAUGCUGCUGAAAGCUCUGAUUUUCGUCCUGCAGCAGAUGAGAUUGUUAAGAAAUGUAAUGGUUUACCGGUAGCAAUUUCACUAAUUGCAAAUGCAUUGGAAAAUGAGAGUCUUCAUGCCUGGGAAGAUGCCUUGGCUCAACUACAAAGGUCUAAUCCAACACAUAUUCUAGGUAUGGAUGAAACUUUGUAUUCUAUGACAAAGAUGAGUUAUGAAUUUCUGAAAAAUGAGGAAGCUAAAUCAUUAUUUCUUCUUUUUGCUCUCUACAAUGCUGGUGAUAGUGUGUUUAUUGAUGACCUAUUAAAAUAUAGCAUGGGUUGGAAUUUGUUUGAAGACGUUUAUACGUUGGAAGAAGGAAGGAAUAGAUUGCACAGGUUGAUAGAUCAUCUGAAAGCUUCUUCUUUAUUGUUGGAUGGUACCUAUGCCAAUACAGUUAAAAUGCAUGACAUUAUUCAUGCUGUUGCUGUAAGGAUUGCAUCAGCAGAGAAGUUGAUGUUUAAUAUUCAAAAUGUCACCGACUUGAAAGAAGUGUUGGGGGAGAGAAUAUCAAAAGAUUCAACUGCUAUAUCUUUGCCCUAUAGAAAUAUCAAUGAUGAUCUUCCUGAACGGUUAGAAUAUCCAAAACUGAAGUUGUUCUUCCUAUUUGGUAAAAAUCGCUCUCCACAAAUUGCAGAUGUUUUUUUCGAAAAGAUGAAAGAACUUAGAGUUUUAAGUCUCCACGGAUUGCGAUUCCUUCCAUUACCUUCAUCCAUUUCUUUCCUAAAAAACCUUCAAACAUUGUUUUUGAAAUCCUGCAUAUUAGAGGAUAUAAGAAUACUUGGAGAGCUAAGUAAAUUAGUAAUUCUUAGCUUGGUCGAGUCUAAUAUUGAAGAGUUGCCUACAGAAAUCGGACAAUUGACUCGGUUGAAGUUGUUAGAUUUGAGCAAUUGUUUAAACCUUAAAUACAUUGCCACAAAUGUCAUCUCCUCCUUGUCUCAAUUACAAGAAUUAUAUAUGGGCAAUAGCUUUGUUGAAUGGGAAGUUGAAGGAGUCGGUAAUCAAGGACGAAGAAAUGCCAGUCUUGAAGAGUUGAAGUGGUUGUCUAACCUAACAGCUUUACAUCUUCAUAUUCAGGAUGCUCGAGUUAUGCCACAAGAUUUGUUCUUCAAGAAACUGAAGAGUUUUAAAAUAUUUAUAGGAGAUAAAUGGAAGUGGUCUAUUAAAUUUGACCUUUCAACUUCAAGAAUGUUGAAACUCAAGAUCGAUGAUAGUAUUCAUUUGGGGCGUGGGGUCAAAAGUUUGUUGAAGAUGACCGAAGAUCUCUUUCUAGAAGGAACAAGUGGUGUUAGAAAUGUCAUUUAUGAACUCAGUGUGGAUGGUUUUCCACAUUUAAAACAUUUGCAUGUGCAAGAUGGUCUUGAGCUUUCAUAUAUCAUUAACUCAGUUGCUUGGAAACUGGUCUUUCCCAACUUGGAGUCCUUGAUUCUUGGUAAUUUGAUUAAACUGGAGAAUAUAUGUCAUGGUCAACUCAAUGCAGGGUCUUUCAGAAAAUUAAGGAUCAUAAAAAUAAAAAAAUGUGAUAAAUUGGAGUAUCUCUUUGCAUUGUUCAUAGCAGAAAACCUUGUGCAACUACAAGAAAUUGAAGCGAUUGAUUGUAAGAACCUAAAAGAGAUUUUUGGUAAAGGUGAUGAAAUUGAAACAAAUAAUCAGAUUGAGCUCAAUCAGUUGUGUUCUCUGACACUACAACGUCUGUCCAAAUUCAUAAGGAUCAGCUCUGAUAUAAGGGUUGUCUUUCCAAGAUUGGAGAACUUGAAAGUAUGUUCAAUUAAUUUUGAGAAAACAUGCAUUCAUCAACCUCUAGCAAUGUUUCGUUAUGGUCAAUGCCUAAAAAGCUUAACUGUGGAGAACUGUAAUGACUUGAAAUUUUUGUUUUCAUCCUUUAUGGUCAAAAGUCUAAAUCAACUCCAAGAGCUUUUGAUAAGCAAUUGUAAGUCGAUGGAAGUAAUAAUUGACUUAGAAGGAGUACAAAAAGAGGAAAAGAUAGUCGAUAUGAGUUUUCCUAAACUAUUGUACAUGAAGCUCAAAGUUCUUCCAAAACUCACAAGUUUUGGUGCAGGAAAUUUGAUUGAGUUCCCUUUCUUAAAAGAACUUCACAUUGAGCAUUGCCAUAAUUUGAAGACAUUCUUCUGCAAAUCUUUUUAUCCAGAAACAGAGGGAAAAGCUAAGGAAGAGGUGAACUCGGAGAACGAGUUUAUUAACGUAAACCCACUCUUCGAUGAAAAGGUCGCUUUUCCAAGCCUAGAGAAGAUGGUGCUCUUGCACUUGGAUAGCUUGCAGCUGAUAUGGCACAACCAAACACUCCAUCUUGAAUCCUUUUGCAAACUAAAAGUAGUUAGAGUCGAAUCAUGUGAAAAGUUGUUGGCUAUCGUUCCAUCUAAUACUCAAGGGCAUCUCACCUUUCACAAUCUGGAGAUAUUGGAUGUUUGCAAUUGUUGGAGUAUGAAAAGUCUCUUUCCAGUUUCUAUCGCUACUGGUCUCGUGCAACUUGAAGAGCUGUGGAUAAAAUCUUGUGGAUUGGAGAAAAUUGUUUCUGAGGAGGAAGUUAACGGGGCCCCAACAUUUUUGUUUCCUCAAUUAACAGGCAUCAACCUUCUUAAUUUACCGGAACUGAAAUGUUUCUACCCACGGUUGCAUGUAUUAGAGUGGCCGAUGCUAAGACAUUUGGGUGUGUAUGAAUGCAAGAAGAUAAAAGUAUAUGCUUCCGAAUUUCCUAGCUUAGAAGCUAGAGACGGGGAGAGGCAGCCUACCCUCUUUUUGUUAGAAAAGGUCAUACCAAAUUUGGAAGAGUUGGGAUUAGACGCACAUGACUUCAGAUUGACAUUCGUCCACUCUGAAAUAGUUGAGAGCUUUGGCAAGCUUAAAAUACUUUGGCUGGGUAAUUUUGAUGAUGAAUUUGUUGCUUCUUUGUUCAAUUUCCUUCAAAAAUUAAAUUGUUUGGAGUCACUUGGAUUUAUUGAUGGUAGUUUCAAAGAGCUAUUCCCCUAUGAACAAGGACAUAUAUGGAAACAGGAUUUUCUAGGGAACACAUUUCUUCCAAAUCUUCAAAGGCUACGAGUGCGUAGAUGUCAUUGUUUGACAAUGUUAAUGCCAUUUGCAAUGUCUUUCAAAAAUCUUGAAACUCUAGAGGUAUACAAUUGCAAUGGAUUAGCCAAGGUACUAACAAGUGAAGCAGCUAAAACUCUUGUCAAUCUCACAACAAUGAGAAUAAGAGAGUGCAAGCUAUUGAUAGAGGUAAUGGCAAACGAGGGAGACAAAGAAGAAGAGAUUGUUUUUGGCCAAUUGAAAGUUUUGGAGCUUCACUGUUUAUCAAGCCUUGCAUUCUUCUGCUCAGCCAAAUAUUCUUUCCAAUUCCCUUGUUUGAGACAAGUUAUUGUGAGUCAAUGCCCAAAAUUGAACAUUUUUUCGCAAGGAAUUUCAAGCACACCAUUGCUAAAGGAAGUACAAUUGACUAAGCCAGAUGAUGAUGUAAAAUAUUUCUGGAAGGAUGGUCUCAAUUCAACUAUUCAACAAAUAUUUACAGAUAUGAUUGGUUUCCGCAACAUGGAAUAUGUCAAGCUCUCUAAACUCCCCACAUUAAGGGAGAAAAUUUGGAACGAAGGAUUGCCAGUCGGCUUAUUCUGCAAUUUAAAGUGGUUAGUAUUGGAUGAGGAUUUUGAUAAGUCAACUGCUUUUCCGUUCCAUGUAUUCAAUGAUUUAAGAAAUUUGGAGACUUUGGAGGUGAGAAAUUACCAUUCAUUGGAAGAUUUAUUUGAUAUAAAAGGAAAGACAAUAAGGAACAGUGAGGAAGAAAUUUUGGGCUUCAACAACCUGAAAUCACUGAAAGUUCACAGUUGCAGCAGCUUGAGAUAUAUAUUUACUCCUGCUAUCAUCUUGGGCCUUGAUCAACUUCAAGAGAUUGAAGUGAAGAAUUGUGCUUUGAUUGGAGAAAUUAUUACAAAAGACGAAGGAAAGGAGGGAGCCAUUGAUAAAAUUUUCAUCCCUCAUCUGAAUUCCAUUGUUCUUGAGCUAUUGCCUGACUUGACAAACUUCUAUUCAGGAACUAACUAUUUGGAAUGCCCUUCCUUGAAAAGUAUUACUAUAGCCAAAUGUUCAAAGAUGGAGACGUUUGUUUUCUCCGAUUUGAAGACGGACCAUUUUGAUCAUAAUGUACCUCUUUUCAAUGAAAAGGUUGCUUUUCCAAGCUUGGAGAAGAUGGUGCUCUUGCACCUUGUUAACUUGCAGCUGAUAUGGCACAACCAAAAACUCCAUGUGGAAUCCUUCUGCAAACUAAAAGUAGUGAGAAUCGAAUUUUGUGAAAAGUUGUUGACUAUUGUUCCAUCUAGUACUCAAGAACGUCUCACCUUUCACAAUCUAGAGAGUUUGAAGGUUAAGAAUUGUUGGAGUUUGAAAAGUCUUUUUCCAGUUUCUAUUGCUAUUGGUCUUGUGCAACUUAAAGAGCUAUGGAUAUACUCUUCUGGGUUGGAGAAAAUUGUUUCUGAGGAGGAAGUUAACGGGGCCCCAACAUUUUUGUUUCCACAUUUAAGAAACAUCCACCUCGAAAAUUUGCGGGAACUCAAAUGUUUCUACCCUCAGUUGCACACAAUAGAGUGGCCAAUGCUAAGAAAUUUGGGUGUGUAUAAAUGCAAGAAGAUAAAAGUAUAUAUUGCCCAAUUUCCUAGCUUCCAAGCUAGAGAUGAAGGGAGGCAGCGUUCCCUUUUAUUGUUAGAAAAGGUCACACCAAAUUUGGAAGUGGUUGGUUUAGACGCUUAUGCCUUCAAAUUGGCAUUCCUCCUCACUGAUCUAGUUGAGAGUUUUGCCAGACUUAAGAUACUACGGCUGCGUAAUUUUGAUGAUGAAUCUAUUGCUUCUUUGUUCAAUUUCCUUCAAAAAUUAAAUUGUUUGGAAUCACUUGAUUUUAGUGAUAGUAGUUUCAAAGAGCUAUUCCCCUAUGAACAAGGACAUAUAUGGAAACAAGAUUUCCAACUUCAAGGGAACACGUUUCUUCAAAAGCUGCAAAUUGGUUUCCGGAACAUAAAAUAUUUCAAGCUCAGUGAAUUCCCCACAUUAAAGGAGAAAAUAUGGAACGGUGGAUUUCCAGUUGGCUUAUUCUGCAAUUUAAAGUGGCUAGUAUUGGAUGAGGUUUUUGAUAUAUCAAGUGCUUUUCCGUCCCAUGCAUUCUAUGAUUUAAGAAAUCUGGAAACUUUGGAGGUAAGAAAUCACCAUUCAUUGAAAGAUUUAUUUGAUAUAAAAGGAAAGACGUUGAAGAACAGCAAGGAAGCAAUUUUGGGCUUCAGCCACCUGAAAUCACUGAAAGUUCACAAUUGCAGCAGCUUGAGAUAUAUAUUUACCCCGUCGAUAAUCUUGGGCCUUGAUCAACUUCAAGAGAUUGAAGUGAAGAAUUGUGCUUUGAUUGAAGAAAUCAUCAUAAAGGACGAAGGAAAGAAGGGAGUUAAUGACAAAAUUUUCAUCCCUCAGCUGAAUUCCAUUGUUCUUGAGCUAUUGCCAGACUUGACAAACUUCUAUUCGGGAACAAACUAUUUGGAAUGCCCUUCCUUGAAAAGUAUUACUAUCGCCAACUGUCCAAAGAUAGAGACGUUUGUUUUCUCCGAUUUGAAGACGGACCAUUUUGAUUAUAAUACACCUCUUUUCAGUGAAAAGGUUGCUUUUCCAAGCUUGGAGAAGAUGGUGCUCUUGCACUUGGAUAACUUGCAGCUGAUAUGGCACAGCCAAAAUCUCAAUGUGGAAUCCUUUUGCAAACUAAAAGUAGUGAGAGUUGAAUUCUGUGAAAAUUUGUUGACUAUUGUUCCAUCUAAUACUCAAGGACUUCUCACCUUUCAAAAUCUAGAGAGUUUGAAGGUUAAAAAUUGUUGGAGUUUGAAAUGUCUCUUUCCAGUUUCUAUCGCUAUUGGUCUUGUGCAACUUAAAGAGCUAUGGAUAUACUCUUGUGGGUUGGAGAAAAUUGUUUCUGAGGAGGAAGUUAACGGGGCCCCAACAUUUUUGUUUCCACAAUUAACAGACAUCCACCUUGAAAAUUUAAGGGAACUCAAAUGUUUCUACCCACGGUUGCAUGCAAUAGAGUGGCCAAUGCUAAGAAGUUUGCGUGUGUAUAAAUGCAAGAAGAUAAAGGUAUAUGCUUCUGAAUUUCCUAGCUUCCAAGCUAGAGAUGGGGAGAGGCAGCCUACCCUUUUUUUGUUAGAAAAGGUCAUACCAAAUUUGGAAGUGUUGAGAUUAGAUGCACUGGGCUUCAGAUUGGUAUUCCUUCACUCUGAACUAGCUGAGAGCUUUGGCAAGCUUAAAACGCUUUGGCUAGCUUACUUUGAUGAUGAAUUUGUUGCUUCUUUGUUCAAUUUCCUUAAAAAAAUAAAUUGUUUGGAGUCACUUUGUUUUAGUGGUAGUAGUUUCAAAGAGCUAUUCCCCUAUGAACAACGACAUAUAUGGAAACAAGAUUUCCAAGGGAACAUAUUUCUUCAAAAUCUUCAAAAUCUACAAGUACGUAGAUGUCAUUGUUUGACAAUUUUAAUAUCAUCCGCAACAUCUUUGAAAAAUCUUACAACUCUGGAGGUAUCCAAUUGCAAUGGAAUAGCCAAGGUACUAACAAAUGAAGCAGCCAAAACUCUUGUCAAUCUCACAACAAUGAGAAUAAGAGAGUGCAAGCUAUUGACAGAGGUAAUAGCAGAUGAUGGAGACAAAGAAGAGGAGAUUGUGUUUGGUAAAUUGAAAAUUUUGGAACUUUACUGUUUAUCAAGCCUCACAUUCUUCUGUUCAGCCAAUUACUCGUUCAAAUUCCCUUGUUUGGAGCAAGUUAUAGUUGGCUUCUGUAACUUUGAACAUUUGAUACUCUCUGAAUUCCCUAUCAUGAAAGAAAAAUUACGGAAUGACCAAUUGCCAAUGAACAUAUUCUGGAAUUUAAAGUCGCUAGUGGUGGAUAAAUUUUCAGAUAUAUCAAGUGGUAUUCCAUUGAAUGUGUUAUGUCACUUCAACAAUUUGGAAUUGUUAGAGGUACAAAGUUGUGAGACACUAGAACAAGUGUUUGAUUUGGAGGUAAAUCGUCAAGAAAUUUUGGGCUUAAAGAAGUUCAGAUCAUUGAAAAUUGACAAUUGUAAUAGCUUGAAAUAUAUAUUGACUCCAUCUGUACUAUUGUGCCUUGUUCAACUCCAAGAGAUAGAAGUGAGAAAUUGUGCUUUGAUAGAAGAAAUCAUCAAAAGCGAAGGGGAGAAGGAUGUAGGAAGUGAUAAAAUUAUAAUCCCUCUAUUGAACUCCGUCAUCUUUGAGUCAUUGCCUAACUUGACAAGCUUCUAUUCGGGAAGUAAAAUUUUGGAAUUUCCUCCCCUAGAAACUAUUAUUGUUAAGGACUGUCAAAAGAUCUAUAAGAAGGAGCUUAGUAUUCAUCUUUCAUCCAUUUUCACUGCUAAGGUAAGUUCGUUUCGAUUCUUCUUAUACUGGUGGUAUUACCCAGCUUGGAAACAUCUUCUUGCUUCCAGAAUUUAA